AUGCGGUUUCUUGGCGUUACGCAGUUUUCUCCUACUCAUGCCAGAAAAGCCUUUCCUUGCUUUGACGAGCCCAUCUACAAGGCCACUUUCAAAAUCAGCAUCAGGCAUCAAGCAACUUACUUAUCUUUGUCCAACAUGCCAGUUGAAACUUCUGUUUUUGAGGAAGAUGGAUGGGUUACAGAUCACUUUUCACAGACCCCUCUCAUGUCCACGUAUUACCUAGCUUGGGCAGUGUGCAAUUUUACAUACCGGGAAACUGUCACCAAGAGUGGAGUAGUUGUACGGUUAUAUGCAAGGCCUGAUGCAAUCCGGAGAGGAUCGGGGGACUAUGCUCUAAAUAUUACAAGGAGACUCAUUGAAUUUUAUGAAGAUUAUUUUAAAGUGCCCUAUUCCCUGCCAAAAUUAGAUCUGUUAGCUGUGCCUAAGCAUCCAUAUGCUGCUAUGGAGAACUGGGGGCUGAGUGUUUUUGUGGAGCAAAGGAUACUACUGGAUCCAAGCAUUUCUUCUAUAUCAUACCUACUGGAUGUCACCAUGGUCAUUGUACAUGAGCUAUGUCAUCAGUGGUUUGGUGACCUUGUGACUCCAGUUUGGUGGGAGGAUGUGUGGUUGAAAGAAGGUUUUGCUCACUAUUUUGAAUUUGUGGGGACAGACUACCUCUACCCAGGGUGGAACAUGGAAAAGCAGAGAUUUCUGACAGAUGUCCUACAUGAAGUGAUGUUGCUGGAUGGUUUGGCCAGUUCACAUCCAGUAUCCCAGAAGGUGCAGCAAGCCACAGACAUUGACAGGGUGUUUGACUGGAUUGCCUAUAAAAAGGGUGCAGCUCUAAUUCGAAUGUUGGCCAACUUUAUGGGUCACUCUGUGUUUCAAAUGGGCUUACAAGACUAUUUAACCAUUCACAAGUAUGGCAAUGCAGCCAGAAAUGAUCUCUGGAACACAUUGUCAAAGGCUUUAAAAAGAGUUGGAAAGUCUGUAAAUAUCCAAGAAGUAAUGGAUCAGUGGACACUACAGAUGGGUUAUCCUGUUAUCACUAUCUUGGGCAAUGAAACUACAGACAAUGUCAUAGUGAUCUCCCAAGCGCGUUUUGUUUAUGAUAUUGAUGCUAAACCCAAGGAUCCUGCCCUUGGAGACAACAGCUACUUGUGGCAGAUUCCAUUAACAAUUGCAGUAGGAAAUACGAGCCACAUCUCAUCAGAGGCAAUUAUAUGGGUGUCUAACAAAUCAGAACACCACAGAAUUCCUGCUUUGGAAGAGGCAAGUUGGUUGCUGGGGAACAUCAACCAGACUGGCUACUUUAGAGUUAAUUAUGAUAUUAGGAAUUGGAGGCUGCUAAUUAAUCAGCUAACAAGGAACCAUGAGGUUAUCUCUGUCAGUAAUCGAGCAGGCUUGAUCGAUGAUGCAUUCAAUCUAGCCAGAGCUGGUUAUUUGCCUCAGAAUAUUCCUUUGGAGAUUAUCAGAUACCUUUCAGAGGAGAAGGAUUUUCUGCCUUGGCAUGCUGCCAGCCGAGCUCUUUAUCCUCUGGAUAAAUUGCUGGACCGCACAGAAAGCUACAACAUCUUCAAUGAGUAUAUUUUAAGACAAGUUGCAUCAAUGUAUCUCAAGCUUGGAUGGCCAACGAAUAAUUUAAACAAAUCACUUGUUCAAGCAUCCUACCAACAUGAAGAGUUACGUCGGGAAGUCAUCAUGUUGGCCUGCAGCUUCGGUAACAAACACUGUCACCAACAGGCUGCAACAUUAAUCUCGGAUUGGAUUUCUAGCAAUAGGAACCGAAUCCCACUCAAUGUGAGAGACAUCGUCUACUGUACAGGAGUGUCACUGAUGGAUGAAGAUGUAUGGGAGUUCAUUUGGAUGAAAUUUCAUUCUACCACAGCAGUGUCUGAGAAGAAAAUAUUAUUAGAAGCCUUAACUUGCAGUGAUGACAGGAACUUGCUCAACAGGCUUUUGAAUUUGUCUCUCAACUCCGAAGUUGUCCUGGAUCAGGAUGCAAUUGAUGUGAUAAUCCACGUAGCUCGAAAUCCACAUGGAAGGGAUCUUGCUUGGAAGUUUUUCAGAGAAAAAUGGAAAAUAUUAAAUGCUAGGUAUGGAGAAGCAUUAUUUAUGAAUUCAAAGCUUAUCAGUGGGGUCACAGAAUUCCUCAAUACCGAAGAGGAACUAAGAGAGCUAAAGAACUUUAUAAAGAGUUAUGAAGAGGGAGCUGCUGCCUCUUUCUCUCGCGCUGUGGAAACAGUGGAAGCCAAUGUGCGGUGGCAAAGGCUUUACAAGGAAGAACUAUUCCAGUGGCUAAGAAAAUCCUUGACGCACUAA
Egretta garzetta (little egret) is the source of this 2301-nucleotide messenger RNA. It is a transcript of the gene TRHDE, whose product is annotated as thyrotropin releasing hormone degrading enzyme. Gene Ontology annotation, biological process: proteolysis; peptide catabolic process. The transcript is spliced from 19 exons. Gene Ontology annotation, cellular component: cytoplasm. The record is from RefSeq and is a predicted model, not a curated record. Gene Ontology annotation, molecular function: peptide binding; metalloaminopeptidase activity; zinc ion binding. Bases 1 to 2301 code for a protein of 766 amino acids. Lineage: Eukaryota; Metazoa; Chordata; Aves; Pelecaniformes; Ardeidae.